This is a messenger RNA of Durio zibethinus, 4144 nucleotides long. RefSeq names its product P-loop containing nucleoside triphosphate hydrolases superfamily protein. NCBI's taxonomy places the organism in Eukaryota, Viridiplantae, Streptophyta, Magnoliopsida, Malvales, Malvaceae. The record is from RefSeq and is a predicted model, not a curated record. Gene Ontology annotation, cellular component: cytosol. Gene Ontology annotation, molecular function: GMP kinase activity. Gene Ontology annotation, biological process: purine nucleotide metabolic process.
UCAUUCAACAGUCUCAGGGAAAGAAAAAAUAAAAAAAAAUAAAAAAAAAACCCCGAAACUCGGUCAAGCGGACCAAAUCCCUGAAACGCCCAAACUAGCCCAAAGUCCAAACCACAAAACAGCCGAAUAGAGUAGCAACAAAAACCUGUUUUUGAUUUUCUCAUCUACCGUCUCUUGGAUCUCAACUAAACCAAAUUCCCUCAUGUUUCGGAGAUUCUGUACAACUCUCUUUCAUCCCAAACCCGUUUCAAUUCUUCUACCCAAAAAACCCCAAACUCUUCCCAGAGGCUUCUUUUUCACUUCAACCAUCAAAAUGGCUGGUACCCAAAAUUUCCAUUCCUUUCCUUCCCUUGACAAAGCAUCAAAACCAGAGUUACUUCAUGCUUUGGAGUCUUCUCUAGGCUCUUCUUUUAGCUCUGACUCUAUUUGCCCCACCCCAAAUCCUUUAAUCAUUGUUAUAAGUGGUCCAAGUGGGGUAGGCAAAGAUGCAGUUAUCAAAAGACUAAGAGAAGUUAGAGAAAAUCUUCAUUUUGUUGUUACUGCUACGAGUAGAGAUAUGAGGCCUGGUGAAGUUAAUGGCAAAGAUUACUAUUUUGUGUCAAAGGAAGAGUUUUUAUCAAUGGUUGAAAAAGAUGAGCUUUUGGAGUAUGCUUUAGUUUAUGGUGAUUACAAAGGAAUACCUAAGAAGCAAAUAAUAGAUUUUAUUGGAAAAGGCUGUGAUAUUGUGUUGAGAGUGGAUAUUCAAGGGGCUGAAACAUUGAGGAAGAUUCUUGGGGAUUCUGGUGUCUUUAUAUUUUUGGUGGCUGAGAGUGAGUUGGCACUUGUGGAGAGGCUGAUUGAGAGGAAGACUGAGAGUAAGGAGGAAUUGCUUGUCAGGAUUGCUACUGCUAGAGAAGAGGUAAAGUUUGUCAGGAGAUUUGAUUAUGUUGUUGUUAAUGCUCAAGGGAAGCUUGAGGAGGCUGUGAAUUUGGUGAGUUCUAUCAUUGAUGCUGAGAAGGCUAAGGUCAGGCAGAGAAGGCCAUUCAUUUGAGAUUUUGCUCGUGGAGGGUUCUUCAGUUUGGUUUUUUGAGGGUCCUAAUACUGCUGCUCAAGUGGGAACAAAACUUGACCUUUUUCAUUUUAUAAACACCAUACUUCAAUUGUGUCGGAGUUAUAUUUGGCUGUCCUCUUCUGGAUUAAGAAUAUCUUUGUAGCAGCAUUGAUUUAAAAGUUCAAAUACAAGGUUUUAGAAGGUUUAUUUAGUAUGAAGAGUUGGCUUUACAUGGCUGUUUAUGGGGUGAAUUUCUUAGUGGACUUGAAUUGCUUUGCAUUCACUGAAUGUGUCUUUAAAAUUUUAUUUGGAAAAAGAAAAAAGUUGAUUGAUGUACCCGUCAAUCUUUAAAUGAAUCUGCUGUGUCUAUUUCUUAAUACUUUUCCUCAAUUUAUUUUCUAUCAGCUUAAUCAUGUAUUAAUGGGUACAACUUUCUAAAGGCAGCACAUUUUUGAAACAUAAAAUGGUGUAGGUUAUUGAAUCAAGUAUUUCAAGUCAAUCAAAUUCAAUCUAUCUUAGUGAGUGUUCACUUUAAUCUUAACCCUUUGGAUUCCACAGUUUAGGGUUAUGGAGCUUUCUGUAAAUUGCUUCUGCUUGUCUUCUGGCUGUUUUCUUUCUUUCUUUCUUUCAUUUCCCCUUUUUUAUCUGGUAAUGAAUCAAGAAGGUUUCAUGAAGAAAUCAGCAAAAGUCAUUAGUACACCAGUGAAGAAAAAACAACUAAAAAGCAUCAGAAUGCCAAGCACAAGAACUCCAAACAAUAAAGAAAGAUGAGAAUUAGAUAAUCAACUCUGCAAGACUAGGAAGAUGCUCCUUUGCAAUCCCAACUUCAUAUGACGUAUCGGUGUCCUAUCAACAAGGACAACAAGACCCUUGAUUUUUGUACCCUUUCCACUUGACCCUACCCUUGUUAGAAUUGCACAAUAACUCAAACUGAAGCCAGUCUACAUCCUGAUUUCCUUUCACCUACUUGUGUUGUCAGUUGCCUGGGUUGGUUUUUCUCUCCAUGAAAUGCUUGCCUUGGUCAGCUUUUAAUCUUUUUCCUUAUUUGAAAAGUAUUUCCAGUGAUUGUAUCAACAAUGCAAUUUUCACAUCCCUUUUCCACUUGCUAAAGUAAAAAACUACUUGUUUCUUGCACUCAGCAGCAAAAAUAAAAGUAGUUGAUUAUCAUGUGUUCUACCAUAUUCUCAUAUGGUUGCUUAUCACAUUCAUUCUGAAUGGCCCCAAAUUAGUGGUGUUUAGAUGAGGGAACGGUGAUGUCAACACAAAUGUUAUCUCCUGUAUGCAUCUUGAUUUCCUGAAUUGUUUUGUCACUUUGGAUCAAUGAAGAAUGCUCCUGAACUUUCACCCUGCCCAUUUUCUACCUCAGGCUUGAGUCCUGAGACAUAAGACUGUACUUGGACUGAAUUAAAAGACCGCAGUUGGACUGAAUUGUUGAUUUUUGAUUUAGUGGAUUGGAAGUUUUCUUGAACAUACAAGGUGUAAGCAAUGUUUCCACGUGCCAGAGAUCCCAUGGUUGAAGUACUGCAUUUAGAUUUUGGUGAUUUGGACUUCAACAUUGGUGACAAACAAAUAUUCCUUUUUAUGCUCUUUUAAAUCUUGUCCAAACUAGCAUCUCAUCAUCAAUGGGAAUAAAAGUAGCAAACUUUUCCGUUGAGAAAAACUUAUCCAGAUUGUUGAUAAAAAGACUGUUAUGUUCUUCCUUGUUCACACUUCUUGUUGGCAUGGUUAAUUGAGUCCUGUGCUUCUUCCAUUUCCAUACCAUUUUUAUGCAAAUUGCCUGUUUACAAUUUUUGUAAUUUACCUCUUGCCAACGGUAAUACCAUUUUCUGCAGUUCUCUGUUCCUUGUCUCUAAACACUGGAAUUCCUUUUCAACCUUCAACUAUCUCAACCUUUUGUUAUUCAAAAGCUCAUUUGGUUCAGUAUCAUUUGAGAUGUUCCCUUUAUGCUCACAACUUUUAGCUUCCAACUCAUUGAUCUAUUCUGCAGCUCCUUAGCAGUUAUUGUGGCAGGUCAAAUUUUCUUAAACUAUGAGAUGUCAUCAAGUUUCUUAGCUUUUGCCUAAGAAGUUUCACAAGUUGUGCCCUUUAGUAUUGUAGGAAAUUACCUCUUGACAAUUCUUUGCAGCAACACAGGACAGGACGGCAAUGGAGCUUGUACUAAUCUCUCGUUGUAUGCGUGCAAUUAGCCUUUUGGUUAUACUUUGUCUUUAUUGUCCUCUUACUUUUGUCUAAAUCUCUUAAGAGGAUUUAAAAAAAGGAAAAAGAAACUUAAGGUAAGAGGUUUCCUCAAUCUCGGAUCAAAAUAGAUUGUAGAUCUGAGAGAGAAUUUACAUUAGAUUUAUAAAUUAUUCACCAAAAAGAAUUAUUGGCAACGAGACUGAAAUUAAAGGCUUUUAAGCUAAAUAUUUGAAUUUUACCAACUAUCCCACCCUCUUCCGUUGGCCUCUUAGAGGAUUUUGGAGUGGUAGUUACUCACUCCUCUAAAAUGUCUCCUUUCUAUUGAAUGGCAGUUAUUUAUGAUUGAAGUUUUGUUUUUCAUCUGAAUCAGGCAUUGAGUUUUUCCAACAUGCUACUAAUAUCUUUCGGGGACAUAUGUGUUGUUUAAUUGUUUCCAUUCUGGGCCAAAGUUCCACUGAACACCAAGAAUUGCCGUCAAUGACUGGUUCAGGAAUUAUAAUCCGCGCUAUCUUUGCUAGUUUGGUUUUAUGCAAAACCAUGACUUGAAUACCAAAAAGCGAAAGCUACGAGACUUCGAAACAGUUGGAAGACAAUAAAUAAAUCCAAAUAAAUAAAUCUGCCGAUCAUCAUGGCCAUACGCAAAAGGAAUGACAAAGAUUGAGAUAAUAACAAUAAGACGUCAAUUGUUUAAUUCGCCCAAAACAUUCACACACUUGAAACAAGAAAUUCAGUUCAAUAAUUCUUUGUCAAAGAUUAUGCCAGAUCAUGGAAGAGUAAUGCUAAUGCAUACGUGCAUUUAAAGGGAUUAGAAGCGAGGCGUUGGGUCCCAUUACACCCUUUAACUUGACACAAUAAAACUAUUUCUGCAACCAAUCCCUGCAAGCUACGACCGACCAAAUUGUCACAAUCACACAGUAAAUAAGUUUUAGUUACUAA